Caenorhabditis remanei is the source of this 390-nucleotide messenger RNA. RefSeq lists its product as uncharacterized. The record is from RefSeq and is a predicted model, not a curated record. Bases 1 to 390 code for a protein of 129 amino acids. NCBI's taxonomy places the organism in Eukaryota, Metazoa, Nematoda, Chromadorea, Rhabditida, Rhabditidae. The transcript is spliced from 3 exons.
AUGCAAAAACUCACGAUCCUUCUAUUACUGAUUGUUUCCUUUAGUUUCACUACUGCUGUGUUAGCAUGGAGUGGUGGGGAUCCAAGCGGGUACUCUGCGACGGUCGGACAAACUGCAUACGUCCCAUUGCCUGUAGCAGCGACUUUCCGGAGACAAGUGAAGAAUGCCAAAGGAAAAACCAUGGAGCAUAUUUAUAGAGUAUGCAAUGGAAAGAAUAAGAAGACUUGUGGAUUUUGGGAGGAUGUUAAUACAAAAAAGAAGGUGGCGACUGGAGUGACCACUUAUAACAAAAAGAGUAAACGUUUGGUGAUAAAGAAUGUUCGAGAGAGUGAUGCAGGGAUUUAUUUGACUGGAAAUAAGAAUUGGGAGUUUCAACUUUUCGUUUAUUAG